Messenger RNA from Paramacrobiotus metropolitanus, 1357 nucleotides. Its product is annotated as interferon-inducible GTPase 5-like. The record is from RefSeq and is a predicted model, not a curated record. Bases 1 to 1218 code for a protein of 405 amino acids. NCBI's taxonomy places the organism in Eukaryota, Metazoa, Tardigrada, Eutardigrada, Parachela, Macrobiotidae. Gene Ontology annotation, cellular component: membrane. Gene Ontology annotation, molecular function: GTPase activity; GTP binding. The transcript is spliced from 4 exons.
AUGGAUGUCAAAAUCCGGACAAGACGUGAAGGAAAUCGAGGAAGCAUACCGGGAGGGUGGAGCCGCGUCGGGUUUGCCCGCAUCCUGCAGGAGCGCAAUGACCGUUGGAAAACCGUGCCGCUCAACAUCGCCGUCAUCGGCCAGAGCGGCGUAGGCAAGUCCAGCUACAUUAACUGCAGUCGGAAUAUCACCGCGGAAGACGAAGGAGGCGCGCAGGUCAAUAUUGUGGAUGUACUGGGAUUGUCCGGGGUGGGCACCCCGAAAUUCCCACGAGAAACGUAUCUGGAAAACAUUGACUUCCAGCGUUACGAUUUUUAUUUACUCCUGUCCAGCAGUCGCUUUACCUACGACGACCAAUGGCUGGCGACCGAGAUCGGAAGGCUCGGCAAACGAUUCUUUUACGUGCGCACGCAGAGCGGUGUGGACGUGGAUAAGCAGCGUAAAUCCCAUCCGAGGACAACGGCUAGUCAGUCCGAUGACGAGAUCCUGCAGAAAGUACGCGACGAUAUUAUCAAGAAGUUGGAGUUGUUCAAGGUUGAAGAAGGGAACAUCUUCCUCAUCGACAGUUACGAACCCGGCAAGUUUGACUUCUGGAAGCUGCAAGACACGCUGUUGACUGCUUUGCCGGAUUUGAAGCGUGAGGCCUUUCUGUAUUCCCUCAAUCCUAUGGGCAUGCUCAGCAAGAAAAUCCUCCAGAAAAAGGUUGAAGCUCUUCGAGGCCGUGUAUGGAAAGCGGCACUGGCUUCCGGUGUUGCUGGCCUCUUACCAGUACCGGGGAUGUCCGCCGCAUUCGACAUCGGCUUAGUAAUAAGUGAGAGCCGCUUCUAUCAGCAACAGCUCGGCCUGGACCAGCAGUCGUUGACGACAAUGGCCCAGACACAUGGAGUAGAUUUGGCCAUAUUGGAGAAAGCGGUGGCUUUGUGCAUUCCAGGCGUGAUCACCAAGGACUUUGUGGUCUUCCUUGGCAAGGAACUGUCGACGGAGGCUGCUGGCCAGGCGGUGGAAGAGCUGCUCAAGUUCAUCCCGUUUGUCGGAUCACUGCUGGGGGCGCCAAUCUCUUUCGUGCUGACCCAGCGUACAAUGCUUUCCAUUCUCGGCAGGAUGGAAGCCGCCGCCAACCAGGUCAUCGACAUCUGCGUCAAGAAAGCUUAUCAACAGGCGCUCCAGGAGACCCGUCAAGAUUGUCAAGACCUCAGAAAUAAGAAGCCGACAUUCUGAACUGUAAUCUAGUGCAUCCUCUGCUUAUUUAUUUAGCUUGAAUUUUUUCUGUCUUAUUUGUUAGGUAUCUUUAUCUAAACAUUAACUGGUCUUACUGCGUCGCUGCGAGCGUUUGAGCUGUAAAAAUCAUCGCUUUUUA